This is a messenger RNA of Nelumbo nucifera (sacred lotus), 2421 nucleotides long. RefSeq names its product ABC transporter F family member 1. The record is from RefSeq and is a predicted model, not a curated record. Gene Ontology annotation, molecular function: ATP binding; ATP hydrolysis activity. Lineage: Eukaryota; Viridiplantae; Streptophyta; Magnoliopsida; Proteales; Nelumbonaceae.
GCCACUGCCACUGCCACAGCCCUCGAACGGUCCAACCGCCCUCGUUAUCGGGUCUCCUUUCGCUUCCUCUCUCUCUCUCUCUCUCUCUCUCUCUCAGCAGCAGAGACCUUCACAGUUAGAAAAGAACACUACAAAAGGAGAAAGAGACACUCUGAAGAGCUGCUGCAAAACCCUAGAACGGUCCUUGCUUCACUCUUCGCAUAUCCAAGUCUCCGAUUCCGCCGAAGGAUCGGUUUUGCGUUUGUUUCAAGCAGAAAUAUGGUUUCUGACGCCAGUAAGAAGAAGGCCGCGGCUAAGAAGGCUGCUGCGGCUGCCAAGAGAGGAGGGAAGGCUGCUGCCGCGGCAGCUGCUUCCUCUAAGUCUGCCGGAACCGCGAUCGGAGUGCAGAAUGGAGGCAGCGUUGAUAAGUUAGCCAACGGGGUUGGUUCUCUCCGGAUAUCGGAUCGGACGUGCACCGGCGUUCUGUGUUCUCAUCCUCUUUCUAGAGAUAUCCAUAUAGAGUCUUUAUCGGUUACUUUCCAUGGUCAUGAUCUGAUAGUGGAUUCUGAACUGGAGCUCAACUAUGGAAGGCGCUAUGGCUUACUCGGAUUGAAUGGCUGUGGGAAGUCUACCCUCCUUACAGCAAUAGGGUGCAGAGAACUUCCUAUUCCAGAGCACAUGGAUAUCUAUCACCUCACCAGGGAGAUUGAAGCUUCUGACAUGUCUGCGCUUGGGGCGGUUAUAAGCUGUGAUGAGGAGAGGCUGAGAUUGGAGAAAGAAGCUGAAGCCCUGGCAGCAGAGGAUGGUGGUGGUGGAGAUACCCUGGAACGCAUUUAUGAGCGUUUGGAAGCAUUGGAUGCAUCAACUGCUGAGAAGCGUGCUGCAGAGAUCUUAUACGGUCUUGGUUUCAACAAAAAGAUGCAAGCAAAGAAAACUCGGGAUUUCUCUGGUGGUUGGAGAAUGAGGAUUGCAUUAGCAAGGGCCUUGUUCAUGAACCCAACAAUCCUUUUACUUGAUGAACCAACAAACCAUCUUGAUCUAGAAGCCUGUGUCUGGUUGGAGGAGACACUGAAGAAAUUUGACCGCAUCCUAGUUGUGGUGUCACACUCUCAGGAUUUCUUGAAUGGUGUCUGCACAAACAUUAUCCACAUGCAGAACAAGAAGCUGAAGCUCUACACUGGUAACUACGAUCAGUAUGUUCAAACUCGUGCAGAACUUGAAGAGAACCAGAUGAAACAAUACAAGUGGGAGCAGGAACAGAUUGCAUCAAUGAAAGAGUACAUUGCCCGGUUUGGACAUGGUUCUGCAAAACUGGCACGCCAGGCACAGAGCAAGGAGAAGACACUGGCAAAGAUGGAGAGGGGUGGUCUAACAGAGAAGGUGGUGAGGGACAAGGUCUUGGUUUUCCGUUUUACAGAUGUGGGGAAGCUUCCACCACCAGUACUCCAAUUUGUGGAGGUUACCUUUGGGUACACACCUGAGAAUCUUAUCUACAAGAACCUUGACUUUGGGGUGGACCUAGACUCAAGGAUAGCACUGGUGGGUCCUAAUGGGGCUGGGAAGAGCACACUGUUGAAGCUGAUGACAGGAGAUCUGGUUCCUCUUGAUGGAAUGGUCCGACGUCACAACCACCUUAGGAUUGCACAGUUUCAUCAGCACUUGACUGAGAAGCUUGAUUUGGAGAUGUCUGCACUGCAGUUUAUGAUGAAAGAGUACCCUGGAAAUGAGGAGGAGAGGAUGAGAGCAGCAAUUGGGAAGUUUGGAUUGACGGGCAAAGCGCAGGUGAUGCCAAUGAAGAACCUCUCCGAUGGCCAAAGGAGCCGGGUGAUAUUUGCAUGGUUGGCAUGGAGGCAACCACACAUGCUAUUGUUGGAUGAGCCUACAAACCAUCUGGACAUAGAGACGAUUGACUCUCUGGCAGAGGCACUCAACGAGUGGGAUGGAGGAUUGGUUCUUGUGAGCCAUGAUUUCAGGCUCAUCAACCAGGUGGCUGAAGAGAUAUGGGUAUGUGAAAAUCAGACUGUGACCCGAUGGGAGGGUGACAUUAUGGAUUUCAAGCAGCACCUAAAGAGCAAGGCUGGAUUGUCCGAUUGAGAGGGGAAGAGUAGGGAGGACAGUUAGUGGGUAUCCAUUUCAUCUUAUGUAUCUAUGUACGGCUUUAUAAAUAUAACUGCAUGCUAUUAAUUUAAGUGGAUGGCGGGGCAAUAAAUUGAGGCGAGGGGUAUUGGUGUUGGUGUGUAGCUGACAGGUCCAAUUUUCUCUGCUGUAUUAGUAGAAGGUUUCAAUAUGCACCAUCAGUAUUUAGGUGGCUGGAAGAGAGAUGUAUAACAUUAACAUUGUCUUUAAAAGAUACAAGUAAAAUGUCAAUGGGUACUUUGUUUUAUCAUGUUUUAUUCCAUUUGAUUUUCAGUUAAUACUAAAGCGACGAGAUAUCUGAGAUUU